ACAAUUAUAUUGCACAAGAAAAUCAUAGUAAUUUUGCAAUCUAAAUCAACCAUUAUAUAACUUCAUUAAUAGUAGUUCUGAUAAAGAGGAACUAGUAAUGGAGAAUUUCCUUGUCAGAUUUCUGCCAAUUUUAACUCUUGCACUUCUUCUUCAUGCCCAAGAUCAAACAAGAUUCAUCAGCAUAGAUUGUGGAUUACCAGCAAAUUCUAGCUACACCGAUGAAACGACAACUCUAAACUACGUCUCUGAUGAAGCGUUCAUCGACACUGGCGUAAUUACCAAUCUAUCCCCGGGAUCCACUACAAAUACCACCAGCCGACAACAAUUAUCCCUCAGAAACUUUCCUGAAGGUGACAGAAACUGUUACAACAUUAAACUUUUCAGAGGAACUAAAUAUUUGAUCAGAGCUAUUUUCUUGUACGGAAACUACGAUGGAUUCAAUAAGCUGCCGGAGUUUGAUCUGCAUUUAGGACCCAACAGAUGGGAUAAAGUGAAGAUCCUGAACUCAACUGCUCCUGUAAUGAAGGAAAUUAUUUAUACGCCUGAAUUGAACUAUGUUCAUGUCUGUCUUAUCAAUACUGGAUUUGGAUCGCCUUUCAUAUCCGCGUUAGAGUUGCGGCCACUGAAAAAUACUACGUAUAUAGCUCAAUCGGGAGCGCUGGCGAAAUUCGUCAGAUUGGAUUUCGGUUCUCUGACAAAUCAAACUGUCAGGUAUCCUGAUGAUGUCUUUGACCGUAUCUGGACUCCUGACCAUUUCCAGAAAUGGACGGAUACCGGUACAUCAGAGACCGUUGAUGCUAUAAAUCACAUCGAUUUUCAACCACCAUCAUCCGUAAUGAGGACGGCCAGCGUUCCGACCAAUGCUAGCGAAAGCCUGGAUUUAUUUAUAAAUACUGAGGAUGGGAAUUUACUAUUUUAUGCCUACAUGCACUUUGCUGAAAUUGUGAAGCUUCAAGCUAAUCAGUCUCGUUUAUUCAACAUUUCUUUCAACGGAACGGUAUGGUUCGGACCUGUUGUUCCUGGUUACUUGAUCUCCAACACAGUGUAUAGUCAAUUUCCGAUCAAAGGAGCUAAAGAUAAUAUCUUUUCGCUCUUUAAAGUCGGAGGUUCGACCCUGCCACCACUACUCAAUGCUAUCGAAGUAUAUUUCGUUGUUGACCUCUCACAAUUACCGACUAACCAAGACGAUGUUGAUGCUAUAAUGGAAAUCAAGUCAACUUAUGGAAUUAAAAAAAACUGGCAAGGAGAUCCAUGUGCUCCUCAAGAUUAUGUGUGGCAGGGUCUGAAUUGCAGCUACAACGAUAUCGAUCCACCGGCAAUCACAUCCUUGAAUUUAUCUUCAAGCGGAUUGAAUGGAGAGAUAAAUUCUGAUAUAGCCAAUCUCAAGUCAUUGACAUCUCUGGACUUAUCAAAUAAUAGCUUGUCAGGAUCCGUUCCAGAUUUUCUAUCUGAAAUGACAUCCUUGAAAGUCCUAAACUUGACAGGAAACAAUCUCACAGGUACAAUUCCAGUUGCCCUCUUCGAGAGAUCACAAAAGGGUUCGCUAUUGCUAAGUGUGGGAGGGAAUCCAGAACUCUGUCCGUCACUUUCCUGCGAGAAAAAGAAGAAGAAUAGCAUUGUUGUCCCUGUGGUGGCAUCGGUGGCUGCAUUUCUGAUCUUAGCAGCUACGUCAGUAAUCAUUCUACGUUGCUUCUUUGUACGUUCGAAAACAAAGAUUAAGACGAGCCAUGAAGCAAAUGGUGACCCAAUGGAGUUAAAGAAAAGACAAUUUGCAUACUCUGAAAUUCUCAGGAUUACGAAUAAUUUUGCGAAAAUUCUUGGUAAGGGAGGAUUUGGAACAGUCUAUUAUGGGAUCUUGGAUGAUCAAACUCAAGUUGCUGUAAAGAUACUCUCUCCUUCCUCAGUUCAAGGACAAAAGGAAUUCCAGGCAGAGGUUAAGCUUCUUUUGAGAGUUCAUCAUAGGAACUUGACUGCACUAGUUGGGUACUGCAAUGAAGGCACCAACAUGGGGCUUAUCUAUGAGUACAUGGCUAAUGGAAACUUAGAAGACUAUCUCAUAGAUAGUAACCGGAAUAGCUUAAGUUGGGAGACAAGACUUCGAAUAGCAGUUGAAGCGGCACAAGGAUUGGAGUAUCUGCACAACGGUUGCAAGCCACAGAUUGUGCACAGAGACGUGAAGACAACAAAUAUUUUACUAAAUGAUACAUUCCAAGCCAAAUUAGCUGAUUUUGGUCUGUCAAGAGUUUUUCUUGAUGGUGGCACACAUAUCUCUACCGUUGUUGCUGGCACUCCCGGUUACCUCGAUCCUGAGUAUUACGUAACCAACUGGUUAACAGAAAAAAGUGAUGUGUUCAGCUUUGGAGUUGUUCUUCUAGAAAUCAUUACAGGAAGACCAGUGAUAGCUAAAACUCGUGAUGAAAUGACUCACAUUAGCCAAUGGGUUAGCUCGAUGCUUGAAACCGGAGAUAUUCACAGAAUCGUUGAUCCAAGGCUCAACGGAGAUUUUGAGGUUAAUUCGACAUGGAAAGCUGUGGAAUUAGCGAUGGCUUGUGUAUCAACAACUUCCGCUAAAAGACCAACGAUGAAUCAAGUGGUAAUAGAAUUAAAUCAAUACUGUUUAAAGACCGAGAUGGCUCGAAACAGACAAGGACAGAGUACUCAAUCACACAACUCAACGGAGUUUAUGACUGUGAAUUUGGACACUGAAUUGUCUCCUCUUGCAAGAUAAUUUUAGUUACUUUCUUGGCUUAUUACAAAAAUUUGCCACAGUACUUGUAAUAAAAAGUUCAGCAGAAAUACUGAACUAUUUGUUUGAAACAAUUUCACACCUCCACUUAUAUUUUUUGUCCAUUUGAACACACGUAUCAAUGAAUUGAUUAUGAACUAGCACCUAGCUACUGGUUUCAUAUUA
Messenger RNA from Mercurialis annua (annual mercury), 2911 nucleotides. RefSeq names its product LRR receptor-like serine/threonine-protein kinase IOS1. Lineage: Eukaryota; Viridiplantae; Streptophyta; Magnoliopsida; Malpighiales; Euphorbiaceae. The coding region runs from base 98 to 2728 and encodes 876 amino acids. The transcript has 12 exons. Gene Ontology annotation, biological process: protein phosphorylation. The record is from RefSeq and is a predicted model, not a curated record. Gene Ontology annotation, molecular function: protein binding; protein kinase activity; ATP binding.